This is a messenger RNA of Conger conger (European conger), 5657 nucleotides long. RefSeq names its product activin A receptor type 1Ba (gene acvr1ba). The record is from RefSeq and is a predicted model, not a curated record. Lineage: Eukaryota; Metazoa; Chordata; Actinopteri; Anguilliformes; Congridae. Gene Ontology annotation, molecular function: activin receptor activity, type I; activin binding; ATP binding. Gene Ontology annotation, cellular component: plasma membrane; activin receptor complex. Gene Ontology annotation, biological process: activin receptor signaling pathway; nervous system development; cellular response to growth factor stimulus. The transcript has 9 exons. Bases 84 to 1625 code for a protein of 513 amino acids.
CUGCCUGGCUGGCGGUGUAUGUGUGUUGUGUGGUUGUGUUUCAGGUCUGACUCCCUUGUCAAUAUCACACUUUGAAUGUAUUAAUGCAAAGCGAUGGGAAUCUUGCAGACAUGGCCAAAAGACGAACCGCUUUAACAUUGCUGGUGCUGUUUGGGUUUCUAUGGGUCUGUGACGCUCUGAAGUGCAACUGCACAGAAUGUGAGAAGACGGGCUACGUGUGUGAGACGGACGGGGGCGCCUGCAUGGCCUCCACCUCCUACAUCCACGGCCAGGAGCGGCACAUCCGCAUCUGCAUCACCCGCGACAAGCUGGUGCCCCCCGGACAGCCCUUCUACUGCCUGAGCGCCGAGGGGCUGCUCAACACACACUGCUGCUACACUGACUACUGCAACAGCGUCAACCUCAAAGUCCCCAUUGGAGUCCCGGGGAAGCCAGGCGAGCCGGGCUGGCCAGGGGCCGGGGCCGGCUGGGGGCCAGUGGAGCUGGUGGCGGUGAUUGCGGGGCCCGUGUUCCUUCUGUGCCUGGUGCUGAUCGUGGGCGUGUUCCUGUUCCAGCACCACCAGCGCACCUACAGCCACCGGCAGCGCCUGGAGGUGGAGGACCCCUCCUGUGACCACCUGUACCUGGCCAAGGACAAGACGCUCCAGGACCUGAUCUUCGACCUGUCCACCUCCGGCUCUGGCUCCGGUCUGCCGCUGUUUGUGCAGAGGACAGUGGCGCGAACCAUUGUCCUGCAGGAGAUAAUUGGGAAGGGCCGUUUCGGCGAGGUGUGGCGGGGGAAGUGGCGUGGGGGCGAUGUGGCGGUGAAGAUCUUCUCCUCCCGCGAGGAGCGCUCCUGGUUCCGCGAGGCGGAGAUCUACCAGACCAUCAUGCUCCGCCACGAGAACAUCCUGGGCUUCAUCGCCGCCGACAACAAGGAUAACGGCACCUGGACACAGCUGUGGUUGGUUUCAGACUACCAUGAGCACGGCUCCCUGUUUGACUACCUGAACCGAUACUCUGUCACCAUUGAGGGCAUGAUCAAGCUGGCGCUCUCUGCAGCCAGCGGCCUGGCCCACCUGCACAUGGAGAUCCUCGGGACGCAAGGUAAGCCAGGCAUCGCUCACCGUGACCUCAAGUCAAAGAACAUUCUGGUAAAGAAGAAUGGAACGUGCGCUAUCGCUGACCUGGGGCUAGCUGUGCGGCACGAGUCUGUCACUGACACCAUCGACAUCGCCCCCAACCAGCGCGUUGGAACCAAGAGGUACAUGGCCCCAGAGGUUCUGGAUGAGACCAUCAACAUGAAGCACUUUGACUCCUUCAAGUGUGCAGAUAUCUACGCCCUGGGCCUUGUGUACUGGGAGAUUGCACGCCGAUGCAAUGCUGGGGGUGUUCACGAGGAGUACCAGCUGCCCUACUAUGACCUCGUGCCCUCUGACCCCUCCAUCGAGGAGAUGAGGAAGGUGGUGUGUGACCAGAGGCUCCGUCCCAACGUGCCCAACUGGUGGCAGAGCUAUGAGGCCAUGCGUGUGAUGGGGAAGAUCAUGCGCGAGUGCUGGUACUGUAACGGCGCGGCGCGGCUCACCGCCCUGCGCAUUAAGAAGACGCUGUCGCAGCUCAGCGUGCAGGAGGACAUCAAGAUCUGAGCAGGCCCGGUUCUGCUGGGGUUCCUUUUUAUUUAUUUUAUUCGUCUUUAUCUUAAUUGUACUUCUUUUCCGGAGACGCACAACAGAAGAAAACCCAGGGGGCGGAAGAAAUGACAACAUGAACUUUUAAAAGGAAAAAAAGUAUAAUAAACCUGCCAGUUUUAAAGCCACAGUCCAAGUCGCGACAAGGCCUACCUCACCUUUUCAGCCAAAACUACUGAGUAAAAUGACCCCGUUCCCUUCCUCCCACCCAGUCUAGCCAACCUCCAACUCCCCUGAAACGGCCUCCUACCCACACUCCUCUGUUCCUACUAAAAUGGGCCACAGACUGCUAAUACAACUCCAUGUACUUGCUACUACUAUUAUUACUAGUGCUACUACUAUUACGAUUAUUACUACUACUACUACUACUACAACUACUACUACAAGUAAUACUACUGCCCCUUUGUUUUUUGAGUUGUUUGUAAAGGCAGGAUUUAUCUGUACAGUGUUUUUAUUUUAUUUUAUAAAUGUGUACAUUUUUCUUUCUUUAAUGUACCCACAUGAGCCCUGAAGAUGAAUUCCAUGACACUUUUUUUUUUUUUUGUCAUCUCUCCUUUUUUGUAAGCGUGUUGUAUGCUAUCGGAAGGUGUGCUUUAAAAGGACUUUAAUUUACCUUGAGUUGUUUUUAUUUUAAAUUGUUAUUUUGUUUGUUGUUGUUUUAAGAAAAAAUGUGAACUUAGACUCACCCUCUCUGUUAUGGUUCUAGUGUAUCGCUAGACAUGCCAAACUAACUGGUCAGUUUUAAAAGACCAAGACCUGUGUGGUCUCUGGUGUAUUUUAACUGUAACUUUUCAGGUUUAAGUUUCGGACGUUUACGCGCUUCAUAAAGGAUUUUAUUUUAUUCGUACUAGGACGUAGUUUUAUGUCGAUCGUGUUGUCAGGUGGAGCUCACUCACUAUGAGAGUCCUGAAACCGUGGCACCUAGGACGAAGGUAUCGGCCGCCUGCUUUGCUAUUGUACGACCGAGGUGGUCGAGCUUGGGCAGCGUAACUUCGCACUGGCUGUAAGUAACGGCGUGAGGAGAGAACUCUGGAACGGGAUAAACUCAGGCUCGAGCCGCUGCUUAUCUUCGCUUUACGCAAAAUGGUGUUUUGGGGAAAAUGUACCGAUGUAUUUUGCAUAGAGACAGUCAUCUUUACUUCGGUCACGGAACUACUGAAACAUACAUUGUUUAAUCUUUUUAUUUCAAUUUUAAUUCAUCUUCCUCUGGCCAAUAUAAGGUACGAUAAUUUCCACCAGUAAAUCCAGUUGAACUAUAGGUAAUUUAUUAUCGAUUGGUUGACUUAAUUUAUUGGUGGAUAUCACGUAGGCUAAUGUCGGUAAGUUAUUAACUCUUGGGCUUCUAUCGCCUACGUAUUAGGCUAAUGCCGAGCUUUCCUAUUACACUGACCAUGUUUUGUAUAAUACAUUUUUGUUCUAGGCUAUUCCUGUGUUAUCUCGGCAUUUCCCUGCCUCUAUAUGCAAAUUGUAAAUAGAUUGUAUAAAUUACUGCGAUUUGUUUAGUUUCCCAGUGAUUAUUAUUUUGACUACACAUUUUUCGUUUCUGAUUUUAUCGAAACAAACAGAUCUGUAGCCUAUAUUUUAACUAGCCUACAUUUUAUGUCUAUCGUUUUAAAAGCUGAAACUCGAGUGCACUAAGUGUGGUUCUCGGUUUGCUCGUUUAAUCAUCCAGAUUCAUUGCAAGCAGAGCAGUCUAGCUUGUCCAGCAAAACAUCCUUGUAAAUACAUGGCUGGGUUUACUUUUUUUUUUGUCUCUAGUGCGUAAAGUUUAAUACCAUAGUUGGGUCUAGGAACUCGAAACCCAAACUCUUCCCUACAAACGCCAUGUCAGUAAUGCGAUCUUUAUAACCGUUCAUUUCCUAAUGCAGACCUUUAUAACCGUUCAUUUCCUAAUGCAGACGUCAUUGCACAGUAGAGCUGAACGGUAUUACAGUUCGUCUCCACAAAAUAUGCGACAAAUAAAACCCCCGGUGCGUGCAUUAAAGCGCAUGUAAAGGCCGAGCCUACACGACCCCGGAGCUAAACCGACUAGUGUCCGAUUCCUGAAAUGGAUAUUACGUAGCGACUGUUAACCACUCCAAUGAGAAACCAUCUCUAUAACAUAUUUAGAAACUUGAAGCAAAAAAUUGUGCCGUUGAGUUCCUGCUAUGAAAUUAUGUAAGGUAGGAUGGGAAUGUGUUUAGUGAUGUGUAUGUAAUAGCUAUUGUUCAAAUGAACUGUGUCAUGUUGAAACACUUCAGUUGAUGUACCUUUUUAAUAUACACUUGGCUUCAAAGCUGAAUUUUAACAGAAGCCUUCAGUCCAAUGAUUUUGCUACUGCUACUGAAAGAAGGGUUUCAGAAUAUAUGUCCUGAUUGGAUGGCUGCUUAAGGCUGAUUGGUGUUUUGUCAAUGUUUCUGUUCUGUUGAUCAUAAGACUACUCUUUGAAGCAAGAUGAUUUGACUAAUAAUUUGAUUGUGUGUGCCUCCUAUAUUGGCACAGUCAUCUCUUCUGCUGGCCUUUGGUCAGCCAACACAAUACAAGAUUUAUGUUGAAGUGCAAUGGAGAAACCCCACCAUCCUCUAAUAAAAGAACAACAAAAUAAAAUGAUUGACAGAGCUGACGGUGCAGUAAACAAUGUAACACAAAAGGGGAUUAUAUGGAAAAUAUGCUCGUCUAAUUACUAGCAGUGUUUUCAUGGGGUAACCAAUGAUUCCCUUUUAUACGUUUUGGUUGACAAAAGGGUGGCUGGCUGCAGUUAUAGGUUUUGCAGUUUAGGUCAGAGUUUCAGUAUGUUUGCCUGUUCUAGCACCUUGAUUUCUUGUCGGUCCUGGUCCUGCCAACACCCUCGGUUCAUAUCUUGGUGUUGGCAUUUAAAUGCCCUAAAUAUUCAGCCUGAAGACAUCAUUUGCAUCUUGGCACUCUGAGAAUUUCAGAAUUCGUCCAUCCUUGUCACCUCCAAGUUAAAGCGUAGGCUACCUCAAUGUCCACUAGUACACAAGAGCUGGAGGAAUGCAUUGAUCUCUGAUCAUGGAGGUGAGAGGUGAGGCAAAGGCCAAGAGUGGAAGGAGGACAUUUCAGAACGUGCCCGUUAAUCUACAGUAUUUCAUUAGGUUGCAAAGAUCCACGCCUGUUCCAUCUUUUGGUCAUUUGCACAGUAAGGGCUGCUUUUCAGUGGCAGUGAUAUCUUUAAAGGUUACAGUCAGGUGAUUAAGCAAACUGGACAUUCCUAUCCUUAACGCAUGCUGCUUUGCAUCAUUUUGUGUUUGAUCCAAAAGUGAACUCGACCCUUUUGGGGUUUUUCACAAAAUGAACGCGCAGAAGCUCCAUCAACCACGGGCAGUGGGAGUGCGCACGCAUGGGUUCAUCGCAUGACUGGGUGGUCUGAACAAUGGUGCUUCGCCAUCGCAUCUGUAGCACGAAAUAUCAGGGGCUGAAUUCUACCACAAGACCGAUACUUAAAUGGCAGUCAACAACUAAUCCACGAGACAAGGAGGGAGUGAUUUUUUUCCCCAUUGGUUUUCUUUUAUAUUCUCUUUGAUCUUUGCUUAUAUUUUUCCCUUUGGUUUCAAUGUGGGACUGUUAAGGAGGAAAAAGCGUGUACAUAAUUUCCUGAAAGUGUUGCUGCUAACCUGGGGAAGGGUGUGUGGCAGACAGGCCAGUUUGGGGAGGCGCGAGGCAUUGUGUUCUUCGGACAACACACAUUAUUCCUAUAGAAAUUUACACAAGGGUUCCAGCAGGGUUCGUCAAUAUUUUCUGGCUAAAACUCCAGCGUAGCGGCACUAUUACAGUUGGGUUUUGAUUCAGAGCAUUUCACCCAACAGGCAGCCAUGUUCUGCCUUUAACCCUGCACCCCUAUCCAGAAACUAAAAUCUGUGGAUCUCCAGGGCCUGUCUGUCCACACCGCUUCAAAAAUAGUUUUAAAUACCAUGUUAAACACAAUUUUUUUCAGGACUAGUACGCAAACUUGUAUAUAGGUAAUAUAUAGUAAUAAAUAGUUUUUUUCUAAUG